CGAGGUGAGCAGCAGCUACAUAGUUGGCUCCAUUCCAGCGGCCAUCACCAACCUCGAGAGCCUCGAAUGGCUCUCCAUCACCGACAGCGGUCUGAAUGGGUCUCUGCCUGCUGAUCUCUUCACCAUGCCCAGUCUAACAGACCUUAUUCUCUCAGGCAACCAACUCACGGGCAGCAUACCAGACACUGUGGGAAAUGCAGUGGGCCUCCAAACUCUAAAUUUGGCGAGGAACAAUUUCUCAGGUUCCAUCCCAGCCUUCCUCCGCAGAAACCUCAGACUGAAGGCCCUUGUGCUUGAGUACAACCAGUUCACAGAGUCGAUACCAGAUUCCCUUGGGGACCUCACCAACCUCCAAGCGUUGGCCUUGAUAGGGAAUUUGUUGACUGGACCAAUUCCACCAGCGCUGGGAAACUGCACUUCUUUGACUUUCCUUAACGUGGGCCAGAACAAUCUCUCGGGGACCAUCCCUGGCAGCCUUGGCAACCUUCAACGCCUGCGGCUCUUGUCCUUGCCAGAGAACACACUCAGUGGAUCGCUGCCUAACGAGCUGUCACGGCUGCAGCAGCUGAGCCACUUGGACGUGUUCAGAAAUGCCCUGAGUGGGGAGCUGCCUGCAUGGGUUGACAACAUGAAGAGCCUGACAUUGCUAUCCCUGACUUUCAACAUGUUCAGCGGCUCCCUUCCGGACACAUUGGGCAACCUGAAAAUGUUGUCGCACCUGUGGCUUGAUAUCAACAGGUUUUCAGGAAGCAUCCCCGAAUCGAUUGGAGACCUCACAGGACUCUCCACAUUGACCCUUGAUCGCAACAUUCUGUUUGGCACCAUCCCUGCAUCCCUGGCCAACCUCCAGCAACUCAUUAUCAUGUCAAUGCCGUAUAACCUCCUCGUCGGAACGAUACCUGCAGCCUUCAGCACUCUCACUCGACUCCACCAGCUCUACCUGCAGUCGAACCAGCUGGUGGGGCAGCUGCCGUCCAUGAAGCUGAUGCCACGGCUGGAGAUCGUGGAUGCAAGCAACAACUUCCUCACGGGCGCAGCAGGCCCUCCCCCACCAUGCCCUCCGUACCAGCUGCUGCUGCAAGCCAACUGCUUUGCCCGCAACCUCACCAUCUGUGGGCAGCAGCAAACGCAGGAUCUCACUGAUUGUUAUUACUUCUGUGAGACCGUUGACCCCUUAGACCCUCUGUGCAGUGGCCACGGCGUGUGCUACAUACCGCCUUUCAGCACUCCCGAGUGUUCUUGCGACUACGGUUACACACAGGGAGCUGCCAAUUACACAUGUGUCCCAGAAGGGCCGUACAUCCCUUCCCUCCUCACUUCCUACAAAAACCCAAUGACUGUCUUCCAGUCGGCCUCCUCUACUCCCAACGGCUCCAUCUUUCUCUCCUUAGCACCAUCCACUGCAUCAUGGGGAGCAGCCUUCACACAGCAGCCUAUCCUUCUCUUCCUCCCCACCACCCGCGCAACACCCUGCAUCAUGCCCAUAUCCUUCUCUGUCUAUUUCUCCUUCCGAAUGACCCGUACUGCAAGGGAUGCUGGUGCAGACAGCAGCAGCAGCAGCAGCAGCAGCAGCAGCCCAGGGGGAGAGGGGCUGGCGUUCGUGGUGAGUGCAGCGGCACCACAGGGGACAGGAGCCAGUGUGGGGCUGGGAGGGGUGGGGAAGCGGAGUGUGGCGGUGGAGUUUGACUCAGUGCUGAGUGUGAAGCACAGCGACCCCAACGACAACCACGUGGGCGUCAAUGUGGGGGGCUCACCUGUGUCCCUCGCCUCUGCCACGGCCCCUCUCAUCCUCAACGACGCCCACACCAAGCACGCCUGGAUCCACUACGACCCCACCAGCGGCGGCACUCUCCGAGUCUUCCUCUCAGCCUCCAGGAGGAAGCCGUCCAAGGCUGUGGUGACAGCAAGAGUGUCCCUGUGCAGCGUGCUCAAGCUCACCAUGGGGGAUUCCUCCUUCCUCUUUGGCUUUGUGGCCACCUCUGCGAACAACACUCAGAGGCAUGACAUCCACUCCUGGAAGAUUGUCACUGGUAUACUCCUUUCUGUGGACUGGCAGAACAAGCCUCCUGGCAGUAAAUUUGGUCUUGUGGCAUCGGCAGAGGAGGUGGCAGUUGGCAGUGAGGGCGAGAGUGUGCCCUCCUCCUUCCACUAUGCCAGCCUUGCCUUCCUCCCCAAUGCGGAUGGGCUGCCUUCCUGGAACCUUCCCUCGUUCGUGUCGUGGAUGCGGGACGAGUCUUCAUGGCCUGUUAAGAACCAGCAUGGAUGUGCUGACUCCUCGGCGUACGCAGUGGUGGCAGCGGUGGAGGCAGCCUACAGCAUCGCAGCCAACUGGUCGCAGCCCCCCACGCUGUCGGUGGACCAGCUUCGCCUCGCCCUCUCCUCCAACUGUGAAGACGUUCCCCCUCGGGAUGUGCUCGCCUUCCUGGUGGCUGCCACGCGCAAGGGAGGGGGGCUUGUGGAUGACGCAGCAGCAGCGCAAGCGAUUCAGCACAGCAUGGUGUCUGCGGGCCGGCGGGAGAGGCUGCUGAAGCCCAAGCUAUAUGGGAUUCAGGGGUUUGAGGAGAGCUCGUUUGGUGGAUGGCUGGGACUGCUCCUGGCAGUGCAGCGGCAGCCCGUGGUCGUGAGAAUAGAGGCAUCCGCAGCAUCGUUCCUCGAGUACAAUGGGACAUAUAAAUAUGCAGACAGCGGCUGUUUCCAGGAAGGGGUGAACCACGCGGUGCUGCUGGUGGGCUUUGCUGUGGAGGGCAGUGCGUCCAGCCCCUUCAGCCUGCCUGCGCCUCUCUGGGUGAUCCGCAACUCAUGGGGCAGCGGGUGGGGACACGCAGGGCACAUGGUCAUGGACAUGCAGAGCGGUGCAGGCGUCUGCGGGAUCAACACACUGCCAGGCAUCUUCCCCAUCCUCAGAUCUGCUGCUGACCCGUGUGGCAGCAAAUCCAUGGUGUUAGAAGGGUCUCUGGGAGGGGCAGGGAGCAACGCAUUCAACCCGUGUGGGCAGUUCAAGUGCUCCAAGGCCGGAGCAUCCAACCGCUGUGCCUGUGCUGCUCCCCACUUCGUCCAGGCCUCCCACCAAGACGGCUCCAACACCUGCGCCUAUGUGGACGCCUGUGGGCUGGCAGGCAGCAACCCGUGUGUGGUGGGCACGUGUGUGAAUGAUGGCAAGGGCAGCUACUCGUGUGUGUGUCCUCCGGGGUUUGUUCAAGGCACCACCGCCAAGGGAACCCUCUCUUGUGCUCCUGGUGACAGCAAGGGCAGCUACACGGUGCGUGGCAGCAAUGUGUGGUGCUCUGACUUGAUCCCUGUUCUUGGCCUCACACUGGACCAACUGAAGCAGCAGAACAAGAAGUUCUCUUGUUCCAAGCCCUUCCCACUGGGCUCCAAGCUGAGUGCCAAGCUGCCUCAGUCACGUUCCACCUGCUCCCUCUUCUACACCACCCACCCUGGCGACAGCUGUGCAUCGAUUGCAGUGCUGUUCGGUCUGAGCGAGGGGUGCCCCGUGGAGGGCGAGCCAUGUGAGGAGGUGUUGGUGGGGCUCAACCCUGGGCUAGACUGUGCUGCACUCAAGGGAAGGCAUGCCGUGUGUGUGGAGCGGGAGGAGAGCAACACGGGGGUGGUGGCAGUGUGUGAGGAGCAGUAUGAGCUGCAGGGCAGUGGCAGCUGUGAUGCUGCACGAUUGGCUGUGGACCCUCCUUUGAGCCCCUUGGAGUUCUAUCGCCUCAACCCAGGCAUUAACUGUGACAACCGCCUGCCGAUCGUUUCAGUAGAGCGCUACUCGCAGCGCAAGGUGUGCAUUGGCAGCAGUGUAUGGUACAAGACUGGCACAUGUCCAGGGGGCACCUACAGUGUUGCAGCUGGAGACAGCUGUGCCAUGAUUGACGUGAAGGGGUUUGCCAGCAUCAAGGGCUGCUACAGGAAGAUGAAUGGCUUUGAGUGUCUGGAGAAGAUGCCCACUGGGACAAUUGUGUGCACCCCUACUUCCAAUGCCCGGGUGGGGAAUUGCUCAAUGUAG
Closterium sp. Naga37s-1 is the source of this 4006-nucleotide messenger RNA. The record is from the annotation of a GenBank genome assembly. NCBI's taxonomy places the organism in Eukaryota, Viridiplantae, Streptophyta, Zygnematophyceae, Desmidiales, Closteriaceae.